Tyto alba (common barn owl) is the source of this 3138-nucleotide messenger RNA. Its product is annotated as natural killer cell receptor 2B4-like. Bases 292 to 1170 code for a protein of 292 amino acids. The record is from RefSeq and is a predicted model, not a curated record. NCBI's taxonomy places the organism in Eukaryota, Metazoa, Chordata, Aves, Strigiformes, Tytonidae. The transcript is spliced from 7 exons. Gene Ontology annotation, biological process: natural killer cell activation involved in immune response. Gene Ontology annotation, molecular function: MHC class I protein binding. Gene Ontology annotation, cellular component: external side of plasma membrane.
CCCCCCCCCCCGGCCCCCCCCUCCCCAGCGACUGUCCAGCAGCAACUUCCUCUCCCGCCUGCGGUUCCUUUGCACCCUCCGCUUCUGUGUGAUCUCCUCCACGUCGCCGCUCUCACCCCCGCUGUGUCCCCCCCCCCGCCCCCCCAGCCCAACCCUCCACCGGGGUGGAUGGCGGGGUACCCCAGGAGUAGAGCACGGUGCAGAGGGACGUGUCGCCAGCUGCCCCAGAGAGCUUGGCUGUGGGACUGGGCGGCUACAAACCUCAGAGGAAACUAAUUACCCAGCAGAGCCAUGGAGCAUGACGUCCUCCUCCUCCUCCUCUCCUUCCUCUUCCUCUGCCGAGCCCGAGGAUCCCCGAAGUGCCGGGAACAAGCCGUGUCUGCCGGGGGAACGCUGCAGCUUCUGCUGGAGAAACCCCCGAAGGGGUGGGUGAAGGUUGAGUGGAAAGCGAAACUGGAUUUGGGAUACCAGCACCGGAUCCUGACAGCUGACCAUGAUCAGUCUGUCGAGUUUUCCAUGAGUCCUUUUUCUGGGAGAACUGAAUUCCAGCAGGAAAACUUCUCCCUGCGGAUCAGCCCGGUUAGCACGGCAGACAGUGGAGAGUAUCGGGCAGAUUUUGAGGACUCCUCAGGCGUUGUCACUGUCCAGUGCUUCCACGUGUCGGUGUGGGAGCCCAUCCACCGGCCGCACCUGGACGUGCGCAUCCUGCACCGGGAGCAGGACCGGUGCAACCUCUCGCUGGUCUGCACCGUGCCCGGUGCCGGCGAUGUCUCCUACAGCUGGUCCUGUGGUGGGGAUCCCCCGGGAACCCCGCAGCCCCAGUCCCGGCUGCAGCUGCAGGUCCGCGGGGACACCGACCCCACCGUCUGCCGCUGCAACGUGAGCAACCCGGUGAGCUGGGACACGGCCAGCACCGACAUCGUGGCAGCCUGCCGUGCUGCGGCCUCAGGCAGUUUGUGGCCCUACUGCAGAGUGAAGGGGCUGCUCUGCCUUCUGGUGCUGGGCAGCCUGCUCACAGCCGUGGCCGUCACCCACGUCCUCCUCCGGCCCUGCAGACCCUCUUCCCGUGGCUCUCCCCGCUCGUCGAACCCCCAAAGGGUCUCUGUGGAUCAAGUCAGGCCUCCAGACGCCGCACCAAAUGAACUGCUUCCAACCGUGGAGAGCUGUUAACCCACCUGAGCAUGGAUUAAAGAAAAGUUGUUUUUUUUUUUUCCCCUCAGCAUUCUGUAUUUUGGGUUCUCGAACGAAUUCCGAGCUGUUCUGGGGAGAGGACAGACCAAAUGGGCUGCAGGGGGUUUCACCUCAAAGGAUGAAGCUCCCCCCCCCAACAGCCCAGGGCAAAGCUUCCCCCCCCAUCCCAGAAGAGACCCCCAGGGUGGGGUUGUCCCACGAGCAAAGGGGGGACAUGAUCCACUCCCCGGCGUCCUGCCAGCCCCCCGCUCUGGGACAGAGCCAUCCCACAGGGACCGGGAUGCGGGGGACUGAGGAGCAUCGCCCCAGCCUCACGCCAGCUCUCCUCCCCAUCCUUUCACGAAGCAGAUCGGCGCGUCGCCUGCUCGUCGCCAGAGAUUUAUUCCCUCUCCCAAAUCUCCCGACUCCAGAUCUGCCGCGUAGAGAUAAACCACGGACAGGGAGCCACGUGGAAGGAGCAUCGUGUCAUCUGGGCGCAGCAGCAGUUUGUGGGUCCCUUAUCUAACCCCGGCCGCCAGAAACCACCUCAUUAAAUCACUGGUGUAGAUAUUAAUGAGCUUGUCCUGAGCGUGAUUUUUACCAUGAUUCAGCGGUACUCUCGGCUUUUCCUGCGAUAUCGGGGAUGCCACAGCCCCACUGAAGCCAAGUGUCCCCCGUGCUCACUGUGUCCCCUGCCCGACAGCAUCGUUCGGGGCUGGUGGGUCUUGGGGAGCGCUGGAAGAGAGCAAGAGGCGCCGGGGCUGGGAGCCCCUAAUCCGAUCUCCCCGCCGUCUGCUUCUGCCCUCCGAUCCGCCCCCGCUAAUCACCUUACGGUCUGCAGCUUUGCUGUGGCACGGAGAUGCUGGAGGGGCUGAAGGGACAGUCCCUCUUCUUCCCGGCCCUGCACCCCAUGACUGAGGCCAUCGUGCGGGUCACCUGGAUGUCCUGGGAGACCCACAUCGCCGAGGCCAAGCCCAGGCAGAAGAUGGUCACCACCAACUACCUGCCCCACUUCCACAGCCGGCUGUUCAUUCACUCCACCAACCUGUCCCUGGAGAUCAGACCCCUGGAGCUGGUGGACAGCGGGAGGUACAAGGUGGUCGUGGACACCUCGUCUGACCCCACCAACCCAAAGACCUUUUGCUACUUUUUGCUGGUUCAUGAUGACUCACCCAAGAUGGUGACCGGGACCAGUGACACAGGAGGACAGAGCAGGAGCACGGCAGGACCCCGGGGAGUGACCGAGCCCCUCGACACCGACACCGUGACGCAGGGAGCUGCUGGGGGGCAGCCCCCGGGCAAUGGUGGGGGGCCGGGGGCGUGCGGGGCGCAGGACCGCUACUGCGUGGUGAAGGGGUAUCUCGUGGCCGCCGUCUUCGGGCCGCUGCUGGUGCUGGUGGCUGUCAUCCACGUCAUGACCAGGGAGCCGAGGCUGGGGGGCUGAGCCCCCCCGGUGUCACCGCCCCGCAGGGCCCAUCCCCACGGCAGCGUAUUCGGGUCUGCGGGAGCGGUGGCUCCCCUGCCUCAGUUUCCCCAGGUUGGGAAAGCUGAGACUGUUCUGCUGAAAGCCCCUCGAGGGUGCAAAAUAAAACCCAGUUUCCUCGUCCGUUGCACAAGCAGCCGCCCCAAAAUGUGGCAAUGCUUCUUCCUCUCAGAGGUCACUGCAGCCCCCGAGGGGGACCUGGCAGUCCCAAAACACAUCCCGGCACAGCCCCUGCACCGAGCGUGCCGCGGCGCCGGGUCUCAGCACACCCAUUCCAGGGACACCUCCGUUACUGGGGCAUCAUCGGUUUCAUAUUUACAGCCCCAAAUCCAGUGCAAGAUAAUAAUUCAGCGUCUCAUAAAACCUUCUAUAGUUUAUAAUAAGUGAAUUAUUUACUGGUGACCCUGACUAAAUGCUGAGCAGCAUAAAUUAUUGAGCGGCAGAUCUGUCAAAAAGUUCUCAUAAAUAAGUUAUCUGGUGCCGUC